AUGAACCCCGAACGAAUAGCAGAAGCAUUUAAUGCAGUCAUAUUCGCAUUCAACGUGGAUAUACCUCCGUCUCUAGCCGUACAGGCAAAGCAGAACAAUAUAGAAGUGAAAAGACACAACGUUAUUUACAAAUUGGUGGAUGAGGUGAAGCAGCCAAUCAAUGGGAAGAGUCCCACAACACAGCAUGAGGAGCUUAUUGGUAGAUAG
Messenger RNA from Pieris macdunnoughi, 207 nucleotides. The record is from the annotation of a GenBank genome assembly. NCBI's taxonomy places the organism in Eukaryota, Metazoa, Arthropoda, Insecta, Lepidoptera, Pieridae.